AUGUUGCUUAAAUUCACGUCUCCGGAUAUGCUGAACUCUACACUUGUCGAUGUCAACACUGGCAAGUGUGCAUACAACAUCGUGACUAUCCUCGUUUCGACGACGGUUUUGCCAGAAGAACAAAUACGUUCGUCAGACACCUCUUCUAAUCCAAGAUCUCCUACUAUGGUUGGCUCUUCUCCCUCUUUUCUGAAAAAGCGAGCACCGUCGUCUAGCUCGGAGAUUCUUCCCGAUGUUGUAGAGAGGCGGACAUCAAUAACGGCCCCGACAGGGAAAGUACUUGCUGAAAUUGCGUGGCAGGGGUGUCGGCCAACCAUAUCCAUACAUGGUGAAAAGGUUGGCGGCCUUACUGAUUUAUUUGGGUCGACAACUGUGCGCUUCAUGCCUAAAAAUCUUGUCAUACCUACACGUUUUGACACUGAAUAUGUUUGGAUGGCAACUACUAACUCUCUCACACUCUUCGACUGUGACACGGACAGUGUAAAAGGAUCAUUUUAUCGAAACGUUUUCCGAUUGCCCACAGUCAAGAAAGGAGCCAAGCACAGGUUUCUGUCAAAAAAAAAAUCGUCAAUCUCUCUACGCAACGGCACUUUUUUUCCCGAUCUACCUUCUCCAUCCCAGACCGAAGAUACGCAAAGUGAAGAAGAGAUCCAAAAAUCCUCCUUUAUCUCCACGCGUAUCCCUGGCCUAGGUUCCAGUUAUAUAGAGUUUACGCCACAUUUACUGGCACAUGACGUAGAAAUUAUACUCUCAUUUUUGAUGAUGGAAAUACUAAGGAGAGGUCGCUUUGGUCUUGCCCUGUAUACGUUUGAAAAACCACAGGCGUGGCAAUUCCGAGAAGCUCAUCGGCUUCUCAUGCGCCGCGUUCGAAGGGAUACACUUUGA
Molecule: messenger RNA, 885 nt
Organism: Psilocybe cubensis
Lineage: Eukaryota; Fungi; Basidiomycota; Agaricomycetes; Agaricales; Agrocybaceae
Exons: 4
Coding region: 1-885 (294 amino acids)
Source: RefSeq, a predicted model, not a curated record